This is a messenger RNA of Sinocyclocheilus grahami, 1281 nucleotides long. RefSeq names its product ceramide-1-phosphate transfer protein. The transcript is spliced from 3 exons. Gene Ontology annotation, cellular component: membrane; cytosol; cytoplasm. The record is from RefSeq and is a predicted model, not a curated record. Gene Ontology annotation, molecular function: ceramide 1-phosphate transfer activity; ceramide 1-phosphate binding. Gene Ontology annotation, biological process: intermembrane lipid transfer; ceramide transport. NCBI's taxonomy places the organism in Eukaryota, Metazoa, Chordata, Actinopteri, Cypriniformes, Cyprinidae. The coding region runs from base 185 to 820 and encodes 211 amino acids.
GAACGCAGGAAAAUCCCGGAAGAGAGGAUCAAAGCAAAGCAAAAGCGUUUACAGCGAUAUUAUCCCAAUGAAGAACACAUACUGAAGAUACUGAAAAUUAAUAUAUAGGUUUUUUUUGUCGAUUUUGUUGUAAGAAUUUGUCCACAAAUUUGAUCUCGUGGUAGUUUAAUUAGAAAGUACAGACAUGGCAGAUACAUUCAGUCUUCAAAGGGUUUUGGAAACAUUCAGAUCAAGUCUGAGUGAGAAUAAGGAGGUUUACAUUAAAUAUUAUAUAGCAGGAUGGCAAGAGCUGGUCUCCUUCAUGAAUAGUUUAGGGAACGUGUUUUCCUUCAUCUCCAAGGACGUGGUCAGCAAAAUCCAGAUCCUAGAGAACUUCCUUUCAGGAGAAAACGGAUCCUAUUAUGUCACCAUCCAGUCCAUGGUGAAGUAUGAGCUGGAUAACGACCUGGUGGACCUCACCAAAAGAGGCAGCCACCCAGAAUCCGGCUGCCGCACUCUUCUGAGGCUCCAUCGGGCUCUGCUCUGGCUGGAGCUGUUCCUGGAGAGACUGCGAACCAGCACCGAGGACGGCAAGACCUCCGUCAUGUGUUCUGAUGCCUAUAACGAGUCUCUGGCUCAGCACCACCCCUGGCUCAUCCGGAAAGCUGUCGGCGUGGCGUUCUGUGCCCUUCCAGGGCGUGACACAUUCUUUAAUGUGAUGAAUGCGGGUGAUCACACGCAGGUGGUUGCUCUGUUGGGAGAGUCUUUGCCUCUAAUUGCUGAAGUCUACCAGAUCACAGAAGACUUGUAUGUGAAAAACCACCUCCUGGAGUUACCGUAGAGGGGGGACUGAAUUGUCUUUUACUCUUUACACUAAGUAAUACAUAGUCCUUGUGGCACAUACUCACUUAUUUACUACAAACAUCGACUUGUUUGACUGUCUGCCUGUUUAAAAACCGAAGGGACAUGCAAUAUGCAGAUUUAAUGCUCAUUUUAAGCUACACAACAUCAAGUGGGCAUUGAAUGCUGGGUGUACUUCAAUAUAUUUGAGCUUAGGGAAUAAUAUAAAGCCAUUUAAAGGCAAAGGAUGUAUAUGAUAUAUAUUUAAAUGUGAAGUACUGUAUAUUUGAGUAUAUAGCUCUUUUUUUUCCUCGAGUGUUAAUUAUUUUAUUGGAAAUACUUUUACUUGAAUUCAUGUCGAAUGUGCGUCAUACAUCUGCAGCUUUGCUGAAACUACAAAGAGGGAAUUUUGUAGUGAAUGUAUAAAUAAUAUGUAAUGGAAUAAUUAAAUAUAAUGUUUUG